CAGUCGUUAUCCAAUGAAACGCGGCCUUGUUACAGUGCAGGGUUUUCCCUGAUAAACAUGGCCGUGCUGUGUUCCUGCUGCACGUCGGAAGAAGGUUGAUGAUUUGACCCUUUUAUUCGUUCAAGUGUUGCAAAUAUGCUCAACCUCACUUUGCGAGAGAUUUCCAUGGCACUCAGAGAAGGAAACAUUUCUCCUACUGAGUUGUGUAGGAAGUGUCUGAAUCGGCUCAAGCAAACCAAACAUCUAAAUGCUUACAUCACAAUUACUGAGGAGCAAGCAUUGAAGCAGGCUCAACAAGCAGAGACCAGACUCCUACAAGGUGCUCCUAAAGGCCCUUUGGAUGGAGUUCCGUUUGCAGUCAAAGACAACUUCAGCACAAAGAACAUCAAGACAACAUGCGCUUCAAGGAUGUUGAAAGACUAUAUUCCACCAUACAAUGCAACAGUGGUGCAGAAGCUUUUGGACCAAGGAGCUGUUCUUAUAGGGAAGACCAAUAUGGAUGAGUUUGCUAUGGGUUCAGGCAGUACUGACGGUGCAUUCGGACCAGUGAAGAACCCCUGGAGCUACGCUGCUCCCUACUGUGAGCGGACAGGAGCUGUACCAGACACUGAUUGGGUCAUCACUGGCGGCAGUUCAGGAGGAAGUGCUGCAGCUGUGGCUUCUCUCACCAGCUACCUCGCUUUAGGGUCGGACACAGGGGGUUCCACACGUAAUCCAGGAGCUCUUUGUGGCGUUGUGGCGUUGAAGCCAACCUACGGACUACUGUCUAGACAUGGACUCAUUCCGCUGGUCAACUCCUUUGAUGUUCCAGGCAUUAUGACACGCACUGCCAGUGAUACUGCCUUUGUCCUAUGUAUUCUCCAAGGCCUUGACACACGAGACUCCACAACAGUUUCUCCAGCCUUAUCAUCAACGGAGAUGCUGGAAGAGUUGGAUGUAAAAAACCUCUGCGUUGGCAUUCCAAAGGAGUUUCACGCCCCGGGACUGUCUGAGGAGAUUGUUGCACAGUGGAGUCGUGUCGCUGACAUGUUGGAGAAAGCAGGCGCACGGGUGGAGCAAGUGUCCCUCGCCCACAGCCAGUAUUCCAUUCCGUGUUACCACGUCCUGUGCUGCGCUGAGGUGGCGUCUAACAUGGCCCGUUUUGAUGGCCUACAGUACGGUCACCGUAGCCAAAUAGACCACUCGACUGAGGCCAUGUAUGCUACCACCCGACAUGAGGGCUUCAAUGACGUUGUGAGAGGAAGAAUAUUAUCCGGCAACUACUUCCUUCUCAAACAGAACUAUGAGCACUACUUUGUAAAAGCCCAAAAGGUUCGUCGGCUGAUAGCAAACGACUUCAAGCGCGUGUUUGGCUCAGGUGUCGACGUACUGCUGACACCCACAACUCUCUCGGACGCCACACGCUAUUCUGACUUCAUACAAGAAGACAACCGAACACGCAGCUCACAGGAAGACGUCUUUACAGGGCCCGCAAACAUGGCAGGUCUUCCAGCUGUUUCUUUGCCAACGGCUUUAUCCAGACGAGGGCUUCCCAUUGGUUUGCAGCUCAUAGGCCCUGCCUUCCAAGACAAGAAGCUACUGAGUGUUGCCCAGUGGAUCGAACAGAGAGUUUGCUUUCCCUUCAUCAGUGACUUUGAGGAAUCCAACAGGCAGGGUUCAUGUUACAAUCUUAACCUUGCAGGAGCCCAGAGAUAAAUAAGCUGCUUUAUGUCCAAAUCUACUUUUGCCCCAUAUAUUUGAAAGGACAUAUUUAAGAAGGGUUUAUAAGGACAUCAUGCACUCACAAAAAUGACACCAUUAAUCAUUUUUAUUGUCAUCACCAAGAUCAUUUUAAAAGCCAUCAUUAUACAGGUUUAGAGUCAAAAAUCAUAGUGUGUGUGUGUAUGUAUAUAUAUAUAUAUAUAUAU
Molecule: messenger RNA, 1907 nt
Organism: Nerophis ophidion (straightnose pipefish)
Lineage: Eukaryota; Metazoa; Chordata; Actinopteri; Syngnathiformes; Syngnathidae
Gene: qrsl1
Product: glutaminyl-tRNA amidotransferase subunit QRSL1
Exons: 11
Coding region: 136-1695 (519 amino acids)
Biological process (GO): mitochondrial translation; glutaminyl-tRNAGln biosynthesis via transamidation
Cellular component (GO): glutamyl-tRNA(Gln) amidotransferase complex; mitochondrion
Molecular function (GO): glutaminyl-tRNA synthase (glutamine-hydrolyzing) activity
Source: RefSeq, a predicted model, not a curated record